AUGGUCCCUGCUGAGCAAGGCGAUGUGCUCCUGGCCGACACAGAAUACGGGACUUCUCUCCUUCUGGGUCGCUGCCUGGGGCUCAGGGGACAGCUCUCUGUGGAUGAACUGCAGCCCCCUGAGGCCAUCGCCGACUCCCUGGACCUUCCUGUCUCACAGACCUGGGCCGCCCUCUUGGUCCAGAGUCCCGUCAGCUCCCGCCUGCCAGGCCUGCUGGUGCAGCAUUCAACCUUGACAAGAGUUAGCAGUCAACCCGGGCUUCCAGAGCCUCCAGUUGGGGCCGUUAAUUUUAUCUUCCACCACCGAGAAAGCACAACAGCUGGCAGGGGAGCUGUCCACCAGGAGACGGGCAGCGAGACGCCGAGAGACGUUUCCCAGGACGGAGUGCCUGGGGAGGACGUGGCCGGCGAGUGGGGCUGGGCUGUCCAUGCUGAUAUUCGCGGCUGCGCUGUGUCAUCGCCCAUAACUGAAAUCGCUCCCCCGACCUCCAUCGAAGUGGUGGCCGCUGACACGCCCGCCCCCUUCAGCCGCUACCAAGCCCAGAAUUUCACACUGGUCUGCAUUGUGUCCGGAGGGAAGCCAGCACCCAUGGUUUAUUUCAAACGAGAUGGGGAACCCAUUGAUGCAGUCCCCCUAUCCGAGCCACUGACUGCGAGCUCUGGCCCCCUCCAGGACAGCAGGCCCUUUCGCAGCCUUCUGCACCGUGACCUGGACGAGACCAAGAUGCAGAAGUCACUGUCCCUCCUGGACACCGAGAGCCGGGGUGGGCGACCCUACACGGAGCGGCCCUCCCAUGGCCUGACCCCGGAUCCCAGCAUCCUCCUUCAGCCGACCACGGAGAACGUUCCAGAGACGGUCGUGAGCCGCGAGUUCCCCCGCUGGGUCCACAGUGCGGAGCCCAUCUACUUCCUGCGCCACAGCCGCACCCCAGGCAGCGAUGGCACCGUGGAGGUACGCGCCCUGCUCACCUGGACCCUCAACCCGCAGAUCGACAACGAGGCCCUCUUCAGCUGCGAGGUCAAGCACCCAGCGCUGUCGAUGCCCAUGCAGGCAGAGGUCACGCUGGUUGCCCCCAAAGGACCCAAAAUCGUGAUGACGCCCAGUAGAGCCCGGGUCGGGGACACAGUGAGGAUCCUGGUCCACGGAUUUCAGAACGAAGUCUUCCCGGAGCCCAUGUUCACGUGGACGCGGGUGGGGAGCCGCCUCCUAGAUGGCAGCACGGAGUUCGGCGGGAAGGAGCUGGUGCUGGAGCGCGUCCCCGCCGAGCUCAACGGCUCCAUGUACCGCUGCACGGCCCAGAACCCACUGGGCUCCACCGACACGCACACCCGGCUCAUCGUGUUCGAAAACCCGAAUAUCCCAAGAGGCACGGAGGACUCCAAUGGUUCUGCGUCUGGCCCCGCUGGUGCCCUGUCCACCUUGGUGCUCGCCCUGACAGUGGUCCUGGAGCUGACGUGAAGGCGCCCGUCCCCGCCACCCCACCGGGCGCUGACAUCUCCACGACCAGUUUUCGUUUCUUUUCUAAACUAUUUCCAGUCUUGUUCUUCGUCUUUCUGUCUGUGUCUUGGCUUCUUCAGCUGGUUUAAUUAAAGCAAACAGAACAAUUUUCCCCA
Molecule: messenger RNA, 1613 nt
Organism: Carlito syrichta (Philippine tarsier)
Lineage: Eukaryota; Metazoa; Chordata; Mammalia; Primates; Tarsiidae
Gene: IGSF21
Product: immunoglobin superfamily member 21
Exons: 10
Coding region: 1-1458 (485 amino acids)
Biological process (GO): heterophilic cell-cell adhesion; homophilic cell-cell adhesion
Cellular component (GO): adherens junction
Source: RefSeq, a predicted model, not a curated record